AUGAACAGCGUGGCAGAGACCGAGUUGCUGACGCAAUUGGCCGCCUUGCUGAUGCCUGAAGAUGUAGCCAUUGAAGAGAUGUUCCGCAACUUCCCAGCCCCGGAGGGGUGGGGUGGUAACUAUUUGGAACCAGAUCUGAGUUUGUUUGGGGUUCUGAAAGAUGAGAAUGCUGCAUUAUUUGUGGAAUAUGAUGGAUCUUGGCGGCAUGAGACAAAGGAAGGAAUGGAGAGAGAUCAGAUGAAGAAUGCAGCACUCUUGAAAUAUGCAUCUGCUGGGUCGUAUAUCAUUCGCAUCAGCCACACAAUUAGCAAACCAUUGGAGGGAAAUGCUCUCUGGGUCAAAAUUGAUACUUGGCGCAGAGGGGAUGUGAAGACACUUUCUGAAGUACUGAUGGAUCUUUUGGUGCGAAUCAAGAGUUCUGGCCUACAAGAGCUUUUGCACCCAAGGGUGGCCAAUCGAGUGAGUGUCCACAUGGAGCGGGAUAGCAUCAAGCUUUCAGCCCAUGCGCACCAGCUGGCAUGCUCAGCGGUAGUGGUUGGAGGGGGCAACACCAGCGAAGAGAUUUCAAGUUUCCUGUCAUCAGAAGGAUUUGGACUCCAAAACGCCACCUUGGCACAGGCUCAAAGUUGUUGUGGAGUAUCCAUAGAGAGGACAUUGCAACCCAAAAUGAACUGGUUGUUAGGCUUGGGGCUGACAAAGAGUCAGGCUGCGAAGGCAGUGUCCACUCAUCCUCAGAUUCUUGGCCUUAGCAUAGAACAUAACUUGAAACCCACUGUGCAGUGGUUUCUCGGGUUGGGGCUGACAAAAAAUCAGGUUGCGAAGGCAGUGGCCACUUCUCCUCGCAUUCUCGGGUAUAGCAUCGAGCAAAACUUGAAACCCACUGUGCAAUGGCUGUUGGGUUUGGGGCUGACAACGAGUCAGGUUGGAAAGGCAGUGGCCACUUUCCCCCCCAUUCUUGGGUAUAGCAUCGAGCAAAACUUGACACCCACUGUGCAGUGGCUGUUGGGCUUGGGGCUGACAAAGAGUCAGGCUGCAAAGGCAGUGUCCACUCAUCCUCAGAUUCUUGGCCUUAGCAUCGAACAGAACUUAAAACCAACUGUGCAAUGGCUGUUGAAUUUGGGGCUGACGAAGAGUCAAGUUGCGAAGUCCGUGUUCACUGCUCCUCCCAUUCUGAAGCUGAGCAUCGAGCAAAACUUGAAACCCACUGUGCAGUGGUUUCUCGGGUUGGGGCUGACGAAGAAUCAGGUUGCGAAGGCAGUGGCCACUUCCCCCCCCAUUCUUUGGUGUAGCAUCGAGCAAAACUUGAAACCCACUGUGCAGUGGUUUCUCGGGUUGGGGCUGACGAAAAAUCAGGUUGCGAAGGCAGUGGCCACUUCUCCUUGCAUUCUUGGGUAUAGCAUCGAGCAAAACUUGAAACCCACUGUGCAAUGGCUGUUGGGUUUGGGGCUUACAAGCAGCCAAGUUGCCCUGACAGUGGCCCGUUUUCCUACGAUCCUUGGCUACAGCAUAGAGCUGAAUUUGAAGCCCACAGUGCAGUGGCUCCAGGGGUUUCACGUGAGCAAGAAGAAACUUCGAAAAGUCAUUGCAAAUUGGCCUCGUCUCUUGGGAUACAGUGUUGAAAGCAAUCUCGAACCAAAGGCACGACUUCUGGAAGAGUUCUGUUCACAACAGCAGGCAAGUGAAAUCAUUGCCAGCAACCCUGAAAUACUGCGAUUCAGCUAUAGGCGGAUUGCAGCUCGCUUCAGCAUCCUCUCGAAGCAGAACAAGCAAUCUCAAGCGUACUAUGCCAUGCGUUUGACAGAUGAUGUCUUUGAGAGACGGAUCCCGCGCAAGUUUGCCAAGACCAUUGGCAUUGCCGUGGACCACCGCCGUAGGAACCGAUGCACCGAGAGCCUCCAGGCGAACGUGGAGCGACUGAAGUUGUACAUGUCCAAGCUGCUCCUUUUCCCCAAGAAGUCGGGCGUCAAGGGCGUCAAGAAGGGCGACACGCCUCGCUCGGAGCUGCAGAACGUGGCACAGAACACCCUGAAGGAGAUCAUCCCGGUGCCAAAGGUCACCAAGCGCAUCAAGGCGCGCGCCAUCACCAGCGAGGAGAAGGAGCAGUCUGCCUACAAGACCCUCAAGAAGGCAAGGACCGCGGCACACUACCAGGGCGAGAGAAUCAAGAAGGCCAAGGAAGCCGCCGCCAAGGAGACCUAG
This is a messenger RNA of Cladocopium goreaui, 2199 nucleotides long. NCBI's taxonomy places the organism in Eukaryota, Dinophyceae, Suessiales, Symbiodiniaceae. The record is from the annotation of a GenBank genome assembly.